AUGCCAAUUGAACUCGACAUUUUACGAGGAAUCCGAAAUCUCGCCGCUGCCAUCGGAACUAGUGCAAUACUACUUUUCAUCUCCACCGUCAUCAUCAAUAUCAUCACCAUGUUUCCCAAAAGAGUCAAUCCUGACAAGCGCAAAACGCGACCUUGGGAACCCACUCCCGCUGUUAGGAUAGAUGAAUUGCCAGAAGCAGGACAAGAGAUGAUCAAUCAAAGUAGACCCAAAAGAGUUAAAAGACAUGAAACCAAUGAGGGAUUCGUGCUAGAUUACAAUCGUGAUCGUCAAACUGCACAAAGAUAUAGGGGAAAGGGAAAAGCUUUUACUGGUGACGGAGAGAUUGGGAGGAGGCAAUUGGAGCCUCUUUCGAGAUUGAGACCGACACCUCUUUCGUUAUGGUCAGAUAAAAGUAAGCCGCCUCAGCACCCGCCACCAGGAGGUCCAUCUGGAGGUCCGUCGGGUCCUCCAGAUCCUCCAGGCCCAGGUGCUGGAGGAGGAGGAGGGAUAACACCCGCACCACCCGCACCACCUGCACCACCUGCACCACCUGCACCACCCGCACCACCUCCACAAUCUGCACCGCCUGUAACUUCAGGCGUAACUUCCUCGGGGUCGACGAAACCAGACUCCGGUGGAUUAUCUCAGCCCUGGAUAUCGCCCAGUAUAGACUUCUGGAUACCAUGGAAGAAGGGGAAUAUUGAAUGGGCAAAGGCACUUGCCCGUGAAAGGCAACGCGAUGUCGGUAUCAGUGCUGAUGAGCUUCUGAACUCAUUGGAAGUAUUGAGUCUGCCUAUAUUCUUUGAUACUUUCCACAGAAAAUUCAUGACGCAUCCAGGUUAUAAAGACUGUCUAUCCGGAGCUACUGGUCAUCCUUACUGGAUUUUCCAAAACAUGAGGAGGGAAUAUUAUGGCGAAAAAUCUCUACCUUAUCAAAAACCCUCUGAAGAAGAAUUUUCUAGAGCCAGAAUGGAAAGGACUACCAGGGAAGGACGAAAGGCUAUAAUUCAAAGGGCCCUCGUAUCAAUGAAACGCGCCCAGCAGCACGGCCAAGGAGUAAACCCGUCUACAUCUAAUACAAGCUCGCCUGCUCCGCCCAAAACUACAACAUCGACUUCGGGCAUAGGAGUCACAGCCACUGGGACUACGAAUUUCGAAACUUGGUUUGCGGCGCUCAAAGCCAAACCCCCACCAGUCGGGCCCACACCUGGGAUUACUACGACAUCCAAACCAGGAUCGAAACCCCCACCAGUCGGGCCCACAUCUGGGAGUACUACGACAGGAUUUCCAGUUCAGGAUGAGCAAGAAGUUGCAGAUUAUAUCAAAAAUAUGACAACUGGGCUGAUCACGGGUGUAUCGAGUCAAGCAGAUCCCAAAACUACAACUGCACCGGUCGCCAUUAAUCCGCUCGCAACCGCCCCUAGGCCUCCUCAAACAUCCAAGCCAGCGGUAUCUGCCCCAGCGACCCCGGCUACAACUGCACCGGUCGUCAUUAAUCCGUUCACAACCGCCCCUAGGCCUCCUCAAACAUCUAAGCCAGCGGUACCUGCUCCAGGUACCCCGGCUACAUCGGGUGGAGGGCUUUCCGGAAGAAUGCAAGAUAAAAUAGGAGGUUUAAUACGUCGUCGUAUCGAUCCGUUCACUGAUGCUACUACUAUUGCUGAAGUACGGAUGGUUUUCGGUCCGCCAAAUGAUCUCGUCGUUCUUCCUCCCACAAUCAAGCAAAAUAUUCCAUUUCACUACGUUUCAGAUUUACAUCUUGAACAGACGAGCUAUGAAAAUUUUGACUUUAAACCUCGUGCUCCAUAUUUGAUCCUCGCCGGCGACAUAGGGAAUACUGGUGCACGAAGUGAGACUGAUUAUCGGAAAUUUUUAGCUAGAAUGUGCGCCAAACCAGAACUCCAACGAGUUUUUCUCGUAGCUGGAAACAGAGACUUCUGGCCAGCGAAUAGUUGUACAGUGGAAGGGACAAUAAAGAUGCUUAGAGGCUUUGCAAGGCAUCCAGAUACAUUAGGAAAACUGGUGUUCUUGGAGAACGACCGCUAUGUCAUUCACGGGAAGGAAGGCAAGGUUGUGAUACUAGGCUGUACGUUGUGGACUGAAAGACUGAGAGGCGGAGGUCGUGAGCCUAGUGAUCAAACUAACAAGCAAAGAACUGAGAGGCAUUUCGCAUCUUGCGAAUGGAUUAGGCAGGAAACAAAGAAAAUUAGAGACGAUCCCAAGGAAGUUGAAACGCGCAUACUUAUCAUAACGCACAUGCCACCUUCUAAGAGCGGAACUUCGCCUCCUGAACAGACAGCAAAGAAGCUUCGUGACUUCAAUAGUGGAGCCAGCCAUGGUAGUGAUGUUAUUGAUGGCUGUAAGGGACAUGGCUAUGAUCAUAGUUCGAUUAGAACUACAAUGCCUCUCUUGGACUGGAGAGACGUUUGGAUUUGGGGCCAUACACAUUGGAAUGAGCCGCAUCACGGGAAAAGAAGGCAUGGUGGAAUGAGGUUCGAAUCUAACCAAAGGGGAAAUGCUAAAGGGAACCCCGUUAGCUAUCACCCAAAACCACCAGGUGCUUUUAGACCAGAAAAAAUCAUUCUGGUUUGA
This is a messenger RNA of Botrytis sinoallii, 2592 nucleotides long. RefSeq lists its product as uncharacterized. Lineage: Eukaryota; Fungi; Ascomycota; Leotiomycetes; Helotiales; Sclerotiniaceae. The record is from RefSeq and is a predicted model, not a curated record. The coding region runs from base 1 to 2592 and encodes 863 amino acids. The transcript has a single exon. Gene Ontology annotation, molecular function: hydrolase activity.